AUGACUGCUUCACCAUCUCCUAUUGGUUUUAAUUUCUUUCGGAGAAGAUAUCUGAUGGACGAACAUCAAUCAAGUUCUGAUUACGAAGAAUUCGACAUAGAAGAGCUCGAACAGCUUUCGACAAUCAUUAAUGAACAGUCCUGUACAACAGAGGAAUAUUAUUACUUGAAUGAUUCAUUGGAGGAUGAAGCACUUUCAACUGCUGAACAAAACAAACAAAACUAUGUGAAUAAAAACCUAUACGAAAUGUUUCGUUCCGACAGGGGUUACCUAAAGGUCACGGACAUGGUAGCUCCACUUUGGUGCGGUGUACAACAUUCAUACGCUUUACUAGAUCGUGUAGAACGAAAAACUCCGGCUAUGGAGAAAGGGACGAUAAUUCAUCUAAAGUUGGAACUUGAAACGACACCGCCGAAGGAACGCGUUCGAACUGAUGAAACACUUGCGGAGGAACCUUGGGCGCUACAUAUUCUUUUGCAACUGGAUGGACUCUUGCUUUUGACUAAAAAUGGCAUUACAAGGGAAUUUCCCAUCUGGGGAUUUUAUAAAGACAGCUUAUUAUUUGGGAUUAUUGACGAAUUGACAGUUCUUAAGACGGAAAAAGACGACAAUCUCUUAAGCAUGAAAGACAACAAAACCAGGGGAACCAUUACUAUUCCUUCGCAAUCUCAAAUUCUUGGAUCUGAACUGCAGCUCAUGUAUUAUUACCAUCUAUUCCAAGAAUAUUUCCAAAAUGCAGACUCCUGGUGGGAUUCCUUUCUAAAACAACAAGAUCUCGAUGGAAAAAAGAAUCUUGGCCAAAAUUUCCUGAAACAGGCAAUUGAAACAUUACCUUCAAUUGAUCCGAAAGAAUUGGAGGCGCACAAUACUCUUAGCGGUUUGCAUGCUCUUGCAACGCGUCUGACGAAGGACUUUCAAUUACGAAGUUUGAGUCCAAAAUUAACGGUGACAUAUAGACACAAUAUCUCUGGAGAUGUCAUACGUAAUCAUAUCUUUGAUAUGAACUCAACUAUACUGAAUCAUUACUUUCACGAGAUGUUCGCGUACUGGCACAAUGAGGCAGAACCAAAAGGCGUACCAGAAAAUGAAACAUUCAAAUGCAAAUACUGCGAGUUUUCAGAACGUUGCUGGUGGCUGAAUGAAAAGGCUAUAGAAGUUUGGAAUAGGAAGCGAAAAAGACUAUACCCAUGA
Molecule: messenger RNA, 1191 nt
Organism: Schizosaccharomyces japonicus yFS275
Lineage: Eukaryota; Fungi; Ascomycota; Schizosaccharomycetes; Schizosaccharomycetales; Schizosaccharomycetaceae
Product: eukaryotic protein
Exons: 4
Coding region: 1-1191 (396 amino acids)
Biological process (GO): recombinational interstrand cross-link repair; mitochondrial DNA metabolic process
Cellular component (GO): mitochondrion; nucleus
Molecular function (GO): single-stranded DNA 5'-3' DNA exonuclease activity
Source: RefSeq, a predicted model, not a curated record